Molecule: messenger RNA, 927 nt
Organism: Ostreococcus tauri
Lineage: Eukaryota; Viridiplantae; Chlorophyta; Mamiellophyceae; Mamiellales; Bathycoccaceae
Product: Methyltransferase type 12
Exons: 1
Coding region: 1-927 (308 amino acids)
Source: RefSeq, a predicted model, not a curated record
AUGUCGCUCGCGUUCGAGCGCGCGCGCGCGACGUCGACGAGCGCGUCGCUCGCUCGAACGCCGAGAAACGCUCGACACGCAAACGCGUCGUCUCGGCGCUUCUCUCGCGCGCGAGCGUCCGCGAGCGACGACGCCGAGGCGUGGGAAAAGUUCUACGCCGCGCACAGUCGCAACGGCGCGUCCGCGGACGUGCGCUUCUUCAAGGAUCGACACUACCUGCGAAGGGCGUUCGGGGAGCUGGUGGACGCGGACGCGCGCGCGCAUCCGGAGACGUUUCGCGCGGCGUUGGACCCGAAAACGCUUGGAGACGUGGACGAGAGCGACGUCGUGGACGUGUUGGAGCUCGGGUGCGGGGUCGGGAACUCGGUGUAUCCGUUAAUUCGAGCGAAUUUGAACAUGCGCGUGACGGCGGUGGACUGCUCGCCGACGGCGGUCGCGACGCUUGAGAAGAGUCCGGAGUUCGACCCGAGGCGCGUUCGCGCGCUCGUCGUGGACGCGAGCGAAGCGAAUUCGAUGGUGGGACGCGUGGACGACGCGUCGAUGGACGCCGUGACGGCUGUGUUUUUCUUAUCGGCGCUCACGGCGAGCGGAAUGCGAAACGUCGCCGAGGAAGUUCGCCGCGUCUUGCGACCGAACGGCGUGCUUCUGUUCAGAGAUUACGCUCGAGGAGAUGUGAAGAACGCUGGUGACUCCUCGCAGUUUGUCCCGGGUCUGCGCGUCGAUUCCGCGACGGAAAGCGACCAGAUGUAUCGUCGUGGCGAUGGUACUCUUGCCGUGUUCUUCGAACCGAGCGAACUCAAUGAGGUGUUCGUAUCGGUGGGAUUAGUUGGCGCGUGCGAGAUCGUCUCGCACACUGUGACGAAUCGUAAACUCGGAGUGACCAUGGAGCGCAGAUUCGUUCAAGGUAGAUUCGUGAAGCCCGCUUGA